ACUUCCAAAGUUCCCAUUUAUUCCAUCUUCCUCUCAGGUCUAACCAAAGCCCAACAAACCACCACCUCGGCCAUGGCAACCACCCUCGCCACCGACGUCCGCCUCUCCAUCGCGCACCAGACCCGCUUCGCCCUCCGUCUCGCCUCCACCAUCUCAUCCAACCCUAAGUCUGCUGCCAGCAAUGCCGCCUUCUCCCCGGUCUCCCUCCACUCCGCACUUAGCCUCCUCGCCGCUGGUGCGGGCAGUGCCACUCGGGACCAACUCGUCGCCACACUCGGGACAGGCGAGGUCGAGGGACUCCACGCGCUCGCCGAGCAAGUGGUCCAGUUCGUGCUCGCCGACGCGUCCUCCGCUGGAGGUCCGCGUGUCGCCUUCGCCAACGGCGUCUUCGUGGACGCGUCGCUGCUCCUCAAGCCAUCCUUCCAAGAGCUUGCAGUGUGCAAGUACAAGGCCGAGACCCAAUCCGUGGACUUCCAAACUAAGGCCGCUGAAGUUACUACUCAAGUGAACUCAUGGGUAGAGAAAGUCACAAGCGGUCGCAUCAAGAACAUUCUCCCAUCAGGAUCUGUUGACAAUACCACUAAACUUGUUCUUGCCAAUGCCCUUUAUUUCAAAGGAGCUUGGACAGAUCAGUUUGAUUCAUAUGGAACAAAAAACGACUACUUCUACCUUCUUGAUGGGAGCUCAGUUCAAACACCAUUCAUGUCCAGCAUGGAUGACGACCAAUACAUUUCGUCUUCUGAUGGGUUGAAGGUACUUAAGCUUCCUUACAAGCAAGGUGGGGACAAUAGGCAGUUCUCCAUGUAUAUCCUUCUUCCAGAAGCACCGGGUGGUCUCUCGAGCUUGGCCGAAAAAUUGAGUGCUGAACCAGACUUCCUGGAGCGGCAUAUCCCAAGGCAGAGGGUUGCAAUUAGGCAAUUCAAGCUCCCCAAGUUCAAGAUAUCAUUUGGAAUUGAAGCAUCUGAUUUGCUCAAAUGCUUGGGCCUCCAGCUUCCAUUCAGCGAUGAAGCCGAUUUUUCGGAGAUGGUGGAUUCCCCAAUGCCACAAGGUCUUCGUGUCUCAUCUGUUUUCCACCAAGCGUUUGUGGAAGUGAACGAACAAGGAACUGAGGCUGCAGCAUCAACUGCUAUUAAAAUGGUCCCGCAACAGGCAAGGCCGCCCUCGGUCAUGGAUUUCAUCGCGGAUCACCCUUUCCUCUUCCUUCUCCGGGAAGACAUCUCUGGUGUGGUCCUAUUCAUGGGUCAUGUGGUCAAUCCCCUCUUAUCUUGGUAAUGUGUUUGCUCUGAAAGUGCGUGUUGUCGGUUGCCUCAGCCAUUACAUGUAAUGGAAGGGUUUCAACCGUCAGCCAUGUUAUCCAUACAAUAAAUCCAAUAAAUGGUUCUGCUAAGACAUCCAAUAUAUAAAUUGCCUUUUAAUAA
Molecule: messenger RNA, 1418 nt
Organism: Aegilops tauschii subsp. strangulata
Lineage: Eukaryota; Viridiplantae; Streptophyta; Magnoliopsida; Poales; Poaceae
Product: serpin-Z1B
Molecular function (GO): serine-type endopeptidase inhibitor activity
Source: RefSeq, a predicted model, not a curated record